CUAUGCUAUGAGUAUGUGGCAAUCGAUUUUGAGAAUCUCCGAAGGGGCCUGAAGAAAUUAGCUCGCUCACUGCCGUGGAAUUACUACCAAGCGGCAAAGGCUGCUUUCGAAAAUGAAUAUGAAAACUUAGAAGCAUUUCAUAACGAAUAUACUCCGUUUCUGGAAGAGAAUGUCGUGGAGGUGUUGCGCUAUGCCAGUUGGAUCCAAAGUCAAAUUGAAUACGAGUACUACAGCUUUGGCGACUCCAUCAGACUCUUGUUAAAAAAUAUUCAGAAUACCGAGAUGUUUAUACGGGACAUGGGCAAGCACUACCUUGCCAAUAUUGGCAAAAAUCUGACCACUGUGAUUCAGCAACAGGUCAACAACUACAUCAAAAUGGUUGUCCAUGAGGCAAACACUAAGGUGGGACACUGCCAGCCACUCACCUACAUAUAUGACUACAGCCUGGACACGGUGUGCAGCGACCUGGUUGACCCCAUAAUCGGCUGCUGGCUGGGCAUAUUGGUGUCUGCCUUCCUUCUGAUAGGCGUACUCUGUAUCGGCCAUCGCCUGCAGUGCCUGUACAAGCAGAUCCAGACGAGGCCCAGGCCGUUCGUCGUGGGACCGACCAAGAGUCACAGCUGUCCGUACUGCAUUAGUCGAUCGGAGAGGCUGGCAGGCGGUGAUCCUGGUGGGUCUGGUGGGUCUGGUGGGGCUGCACAUUGUCCCUGCGGUCUUCAGGACGACUUUGCACGAGCGGCGAUUCUCGACGUGGAGCAGGCGAUUGAAGCAACGACGAAUCAUCCCAUGGAAUUGCCCCUGCCCUUGCCAAUCAGGGAUCCAGAGCCCAGUACAGACGGGAAGAAUAAGUUGGAUUAGCCAAUGGUAGAGAGUCGAAUAUUCGACUAUCCUGUUAUGGCCCCUGUUAUGUCAAAGCCCGUCAAGUCUGUGAGUAUUUAAAGCUUGUGAAAUUCAAUCGUCAAUCUUGAGUGGAGGAGAAGACGAAGCAGAACUGUUGCCGAGCGUUUAGGCACUGUCGCCUUCAGAUUCGAUGGGUUUCCGGCGGAUUAAUUACAUUUUUCGAUGACAUGCUGUGGCCGUUCAAAGGCAAAUAAUUAAUUGGCAAACACCAUGGCGGGGUCAACACUUUGUCAACGAAUCAAACCGAAAUUCUUGUCAUUUGUCAAAGGCAUGAUAAUCCCGGGCAGUAUUAAAAACU
Messenger RNA from Drosophila persimilis, 1198 nucleotides. Its product is annotated as prominin-like protein. Gene Ontology annotation, cellular component: membrane. The record is from RefSeq and is a predicted model, not a curated record. Bases 283 to 858 code for a protein of 191 amino acids. NCBI's taxonomy places the organism in Eukaryota, Metazoa, Arthropoda, Insecta, Diptera, Drosophilidae. The transcript is spliced from 2 exons.